Messenger RNA from Entrophospora sp. SA101, 1446 nucleotides. The record is from the annotation of a GenBank genome assembly. Lineage: Eukaryota; Fungi; Glomeromycota; Glomeromycetes; Entrophosporales; Entrophosporaceae.
AUGCAAACGUUCCUAGUCGAAGAAUCAAAUUCCAAAAAAAAUUCUUAUAAUUACUACGAUUCAAAAAAUGUACUAGAAGAAAAAAUAGGUGACAAAAGAGAAGAUUAUUCAAUAGAGGAUUUCGAUACAAAAGAAGAUGUUGUGUCUAUUCAUACCGAUUCAGAUUAUUCUUUGCCUAGUGACGAAGAAGAAUUCGAUACAAGGCUAUGCCAAUUACUACUAGAUCCGAGAAAGUUGAAGAGGUAUAUAAAUGAUGGCAGUAUUCCAUAUUCAAGGAAUUGUGAGAGGCCAUUUAAAGAACAUUCUCAACAUUUUCAUUUUGACGAUCGUGAUAGUAGAGAACUUGUUUACAACAAUGACAUUUAUGAAUGGCCACCAAGAUAUCAUCAUGUUAUGUCAUAUCAAAAUUAUGAUCUUGAUCGAGAAUAUGAACAUGAACAACAAUACAUGGAUGACAGGAUGAUUGAUUAUAUUGAUUAUGAUGGAGAAAAUGAUAGAGGCAUCGGCAUUGGUGGUGGUCUAGAAUCUGGUAAUCGAACCUCAUAUAUUAUUAACGGUAAUAAUAAUAUGUCAAAUACCGGAAUAGGAGGUAAUAGAAUUAAUAAUUGUGGUAAGUCGUUGGCAAGACAACGAUCACUGGAAAGUAUCAAUAAAGAUGAUCAUUUAUUACUAUUACGUGAAAGAGACCAACCUUUACCAUUUCCUCCACGUGAUAGUUUUAGAAAAUUUGAUGAUAGAGCUCCUCCCAUGAUGUUGACUCAUAGAACCGAUGAUAAUUAUUAUUACGGUACAAUGUCUGAUCGAUAUUUAAGAGAUUUAAGUGUUAGUGAUUAUGACAAUGAUAUUUAUUAUUAUAGAAAUAUGCAACAAGAUAAACCAAGAAUUGACUCAACAAGUAGAGAAGAAAGAUCAUUGAAUGGAUUGGUUGAUUUUAGUAGUAGUAUGAGUAAUAGCAAUAGCAAAUGUGGAACUUAUUACAUCAAAAACAACAGUAGUGAUGGCGGCAGUGCUUGCAGUAAUAAUAUUGGUAAUAAUAGAAAUGGAGGGAACAAUAGUAAUAUUGUUUAUGGUAAGGAUAGCACAAAAAAUAUUUUUUUUAAUGAGAAUCAUUAUCAAAUACUGAAAAAUCAAGAUAUGGAGACAGAUACUACUGAUUAUUGCAAUGUUAAAAAUGAUAUCGUUAAUAACGACAAUAUUAAUAAUUUAGGAAUCAAUCAAUAUUAUCAAAGAAUUAAUAAUAAUGAUAACGAUAACAAUAAUAAUUAUUAUUUAGAAGAACCUUCUUUACCAUAUCCUUGGGAACUAUGUAUAUCCAGUAAAAAUAAGAUUUACUACUUCAAUACUGAAACUCAUGAAAGUCAAUGGACAUUUCCAUCCGAAGAUAAUUAUAAAAAGAAUUACGAUGACAACAAUAACGACAUAUGGCCAAUAGAUUCAACUGAAUGA